CGAUUCACAUGUUCAUCCUCUAGGCGGCUAUGUCCACUAGAAGCACAUUCGCGUUCAAGCAUGAGGCGGGACAACACGCACCUGUCAAAUUGUCCGCCGCCAUCUUGCUUCUGACGUUUGCCGUUACGUUCAGGAACGCGUUUAGUGAAUGUGUAUGACGAUGUCAUUGUGGUGUGCGUUCUUUGAAUUAUAGUGUACGGUGUGUUUCUGUGUGUGUAUUUUUUGCUAGAUUUAGACGGAGGUCUAAUUACUAAUCUAGUCCAUGUACUUUAUAACAAUGUUAAUACACUCUCCCUGACUUACAAUCUAUAAGGUAGAUAUAUAGCGAGGGAAAUUGUAAAGGAAGAUUAUUUAUUAUAGAUAAAUAUAUAAUUAAAGAGAUGGACACGAGAAACGAUGGACACGGUGACGACAUUGAACUGAGUGUUCAAGGAGCGAGCAAACCCAGCGACGUUUCGACAAAAUCGGAUCUCCCCGAAAGAGGAUCAUGGGCCAGCAAACUGGAUUUCAUCCUCUCUGUAGUGGGUCUUGCGAUCGGGUUGGGCAACGUGUGGCGAUUCCCCUACUUAUGCUAUAAAAAUGGCGGCGGCGCUUUCCUCAUUCCUUACUUCCUGACGCUCUUCCUCGCUGGAAUCCCGAUGUUCUUCAUGGAAUUGGCUAUGGGACAGAUGCUUACCAUCGGCGGCUUGGGAGUAUUUAAGAUUGCACCUAUAUUUAAAGGUAUUGGAUACGCAGCCGCUGUGAUGUCAUGCUGGAUGAACGUGUACUACAUUGUUAUCCUGGCUUGGGCGAUCUUCUAUUUCUUUAUGUCGAUGCGAUCGGACGUGCCAUGGCGAAACUGCGACAACUAUUGGAAUACGGAAACAUGCGUGAACCCCUACGAUCGCAAGAACCUCACUUGCUGGUCUUCGAUGAACAUGACCACCUACUGCACUCUCAACGGCAAGAAUAUCAGCAAAGCGGUGCUCUCUGACCCUGUUAAGGAAUUCUGGGAACGUCGCGCCCUCCAAAUCUCGAGUGGCAUUGAGCAUAUUGGUAACAUCCGCUGGGAGCUAGCCGGGACGCUCCUGCUGGUGUGGGUGCUGUGCUACUUCUGCAUCUGGAAGGGCGUGAGAUGGACCGGCAAAGUGGUGUACUUUACCGCUCUGUUCCCAUACUUCUUGCUUACCGUACUGUUGAUCAGGGGAAUAACCUUGCCCGGAGCGAUGGAAGGCAUCAAGUUCUAUAUAAUGCCGAACAUGUCGAAACUUCUCGAGUCCGAAGUGUGGAUAGACGCUGUGACACAGAUCUUCUUCUCGUAUGGUCUAGGUCUGGGAACACUUGUUGCCCUCGGCAGUUAUAACAAGUUUACUAAUAACGUUUACAAAGACGCUCUGAUAGUCUGCUCUGUGAACUCAAGUACAUCUAUGUUCGCUGGUUUCGUGAUAUUCUCUGUGGUUGGAUUCAUGGCCCACGAGCAACAGCGACCCGUCGCUGAAGUCGCUGCUUCAGGUCCCGGCUUAGCCUUCCUGGCGUAUCCAUCAGCUGUGUUACAACUUCCCGGAGCUCCUCUAUGGUCUUGUCUCUUCUUCUUCAUGUUGCUCCUCAUUGGUUUGGACAGCCAAUUCUGUACCAUGGAAGGCUUUAUCACCGCUGUUAUUGACGAGUGGCCCAAACUUCUCAGGCGGAGGAAGGAAAUAUUCAUUGCCAUCACUUGCGUCAUCUCUUAUCUGGUCGGAUUGUCGUGUAUUUCUGAGGGUGGUAUGUACGUAUUCCAAAUCUUGGACUCGUACGCCGUGUCUGGUUUCUGCCUGCUGUUCCUCAUCUUCUUCGAAUGCGUGUCCAUCUCUUGGGCUUUUGGUGUGAACCGCUUCUACGAUGGCAUCAAGGAGAUGAUCGGCUACUACCCCACCAUUUGGUGGAAGUUCUGUUGGGUUGGCUUCACGCCUGCUAUUUGUAUUAGCGUGUUCAUCUUUAACCUCGUUCAAUGGACGCCGAUCAAGUAUAUGAAUUACGAGUAUCCAUGGUGGUCGCACGCAUUCGGCUGGUUUACUGCGCUCUCAUCCAUGCUGUGCAUACCAGGGUACAUGCUAUACCUGUGGAGGGUCACCCCGGGCACUGCUAUGGAGAAAUUCCACACAAUUGUCCGCAUCCCGGAGGAUGUGCCAGCUCUGCGCACUAAGAUGCAAGCUGAGGAACAGGCCAAACACGGCAAAGCCUAAACGUGAUCUCAAUCGAGAUUCUACUGUACUUCCAAAUGAAACGCACAAUAAACGUCUAAAUUUUGUGCCAAAUAUUUAAAAAGUAUUUAUCCGCAGUAUUAUUUAUUAUUAAUUAAGUUGUAUAAUCAGUGUGUCAAUAUUAUUUAAGUUGUAUAACUGGUGUGCCAAAAUAAUUAUCAGCCGCUAUAAUCAACGUGCUAUAUAUGUCGUAUACUCGACGUGACAUGCUUAUUUUGACUGUAUAACUGGGGGUUACCGUGACGUCUUAAGCAGAACGUAUUCUAGUGUGUUCUAGUGUGGGAAAGUAUUGGCGCUAGAUGACCUGUAUAGAUCUUUUUCCCACUCUGGAAUAAGUAUGUACGUACGUUAAACGUCACGGUAGUCCACCUGGUGCGCCAAAUAAUUAUCAGCCUAUAUAAUCGACGUGCUAUUAACAAUUAUUGAAGCCGUAUACUCAACGUGCCAUAAUUAAUUAUUAAUUCGUAUAAUCAACGUGCCAUUAUUAUUAUUAAUUAUAAUUAAGUUACGUUCUGGGUGCGUCGCGACGCGUUCAUGUAUGUUUGUUUUUACGCUAUAUUUCCAAGUUAAGUUAAAAAUGCGAUUUAAUUAGGUAAUUAAAGUUAACUAUAUAUUAUCGUCUUCCACUUAGGAUGCUUUAAGUGUAUUUUACGCGUAGUAACAUGUAGUAUUAUUUGCAUAAUCGAUUUAUAAUUAUGAAAUAAUAUUCGAUAUAUUUUCCAAUUGUUUGUCUAUUAUAGUCGUAGUAAUGGAAUAUUUUAGUAGAUAUUAAAUAUUUUCAGCUUAUGAUUAGCUAGUGUAUAGCGUAUUUUUAUCUAAAUGUUGUAUUGUGUGUAACGAGGCCAUAGGAAUCUCCAUAUAAUAAUUAAAAUGUCGAUGUCUAUAACAAUAAAAAAUUUAAAGAUUGCCUAUUACAAGCUUCCGUCGCAUGCAACUUCGUCUAUUUCACAUUUAAUGUGCAUUGUAUAUUUGUUUCCAUAAUUUUCUUGAUCACUAAGAAUUAUUAUCAACAUAUCGUAGUUUAAGUAAUGUUACUUUGGUUUUGUGGCUUUAAUAGUUUUAUGAUUUAGUUAAGUUGAUAUGAUUAUUUUGAUCAAUUUAAGUUAUAAAUCCAUUUAUAAUAAUGUAUUUUAGAUACGUAAUACUCCUGUGUUCUAUCCGAGACCAAAGAUUUUUCCAGAAGUUUACAUUUCUUGAUGAAUUUUACAAUGUACUGUAGUUUUAUACCAACUCGACGUAAAUUCUUGGCCUAACCUAUUUACAUUUAUUUUUCGAUUCUAUCUUUAAAUCAAAUAUUAGUAGUGUUUACUCAUAUAUUCAAAUAAAAAAUUUUGUCAACACGAGACCAGAACUGUGUGGAUUUCAAAAAACUAAGUGUUCAUCUAUCGUCUAUAACAAAUAAUCCAUAUAAAAUGUUUAACGUGUCAAUUUUUAUAAAAAAAGUGAACAUUCGUAGAUGUAUGGCGUUUUAAAAACAAUUAUAGCAAUUAUUAUAAUCAAUACUUAUUAAAUUAUGUACCCCAUAUAUAG
Molecule: messenger RNA, 3749 nt
Organism: Zerene cesonia (dogface butterfly)
Lineage: Eukaryota; Metazoa; Arthropoda; Insecta; Lepidoptera; Pieridae
Gene: Gat
Product: sodium- and chloride-dependent GABA transporter 1
Exons: 12
Coding region: 381-2201 (606 amino acids)
Biological process (GO): sodium ion transmembrane transport
Cellular component (GO): membrane
Source: RefSeq, a predicted model, not a curated record